Colletotrichum costaricense is the source of this 336-nucleotide messenger RNA. RefSeq lists its product as uncharacterized. The record is from RefSeq and is a predicted model, not a curated record. Bases 1 to 336 code for a protein of 111 amino acids. The transcript is spliced from 2 exons. NCBI's taxonomy places the organism in Eukaryota, Fungi, Ascomycota, Sordariomycetes, Glomerellales, Glomerellaceae.
AUGGAGACCCCGGGAUUUGGAGGAGAGCCGGCGGCGGCGCUGGAGGAGAGGAAAGUGGACUUUGGAGGAGCGGCGCCGGCGCCCAGCAGGCCGGCCAAGAACCGCCAAGUUGCCCGUCAUCCCUUGGCUGCCAGACUGACCUACCAGAGGUUCAACUCUUCUCAUUUGCAACCCACCUCAUAUGUCCACCUCGGGGCGGCCAAGACGUCCGCCGUCCAAUACCAUCAGCUGACCAGUGUCUCUUGCGACACCGAAUGGAGAAAUGCGAUCAACAUGCUGGAGAAGGAUUUGGCAAAGACCCUGCUCCGAGUAUCCCGCAAACGUGCACUGGCAUGA